Molecule: messenger RNA, 2414 nt
Organism: Pocillopora damicornis (cauliflower coral)
Lineage: Eukaryota; Metazoa; Cnidaria; Anthozoa; Scleractinia; Pocilloporidae
Product: calumenin-A
Cellular component (GO): endoplasmic reticulum
Molecular function (GO): calcium ion binding
Source: RefSeq, a predicted model, not a curated record
CCAUCAGCUGGAAAGCCUGCAAGAUUUUGCCACGUCUAGGUCAACGUGUUUCGUCUAGUUUAAAAGUUACUGCAGGGAUUGUUUGGACUAUUUCCCAUUCAUAGUUCACAACUACCAGUAGCACAAUCUACCUGUACAAUUUUCUUGAGUUAAACAUGGAAGGAAUCCUUUAUUUUUUGGUGUGUGCACUCCUUGUAAACAGCUGUAUUUGUGCAGCCACUACCGGCAGAGAUAAUCGGCCGAAACCACAUGAAGAUAUCUCCUUAUCAGAAAAAGAGCAUGAAGAAGAUGGUGAGCAUAACUCAGAGUACGACCACGAGGCCUUCCUAGGAGGCAUGAAAGAUGAAUAUGACGAUCUGCCCCCAGAAGAAGCCAUAAAACGGCUAAGAGUUUUGGUCAAGAAAGUGGAUUCUGAUAAGGACGGGUUUGUCACAGAAGAAGAGCUGACAAAGUGGGUGAGAGAUGUGUUCAACAAACGUCUGCUGGAGGGAGUGCAGGAAGAUUUGAGUUCAAAAGACAUGGACACGGAUGGCAAACUAACUUGGGAUGAGUACGUAAAGGCGACUUACGGCCCGGAGGAAAUGGGAGAUGAUGCCGAUGAAGAAUCAAAGAAGUUGUUGAAAACGGACAAAAGACGAUUCGAUACAGCUGAUAAAGACAAGGACGGAGCCCUCGUCAAGGAAGAGUUUGUUCACUUUAUGCAUCCAGAGUCAUCUCCAGAGAUGGCCGAUAUUCACGUUCUGGAAACUAUCGAAGAUACUGAUAAUGACAAGGAUGGCUUUAUCAGCAAGAAGGAAUUUUUGGGAGAUUUCCAGGAUCCUAAUGACGAGGAAGCAGAGGAACCUGAAUGGGUGAAGGAAGAAACCCAACGGUUCAAUGAGGAAUAUGACAAAAAUCAUGAUGGCAAACUUGAUAAAGAAGAGGUAAACUUAUACUGUAGUGACGUGAAGUGGAAGUUCUUUAAGGAGAAUUUCGACUUCCACGAUCACGAAUUAGAACUAAGAAAUUCACCUGUUGUUAUUUUUGAAGGGACAAUGCAACCUGUUACCUUCGGAUCUUUUUAUCUCAUAGCAUUUUCAGUAAUUCUUAGUUUAAAAUCUCCUUUUUCCGCCGCAGUAGAGCCGCACAAAGAUAACUUUCACAAGCACGAGCAUUUCGGUGCAAACCAGGAACACGAUGUUCGCUACGAUCACGAAGCCUUCCUCGGACCCGAGGCGGAGGAAUUUGAUCAUUUAACUCCAGAAGAAUCCAAGAAAAGGUUACGAGUUAUUGUUGUAAAAAUGAUUGACACUAACAAGGAUGGUCUGGUUUCGGAAGACGAACUUCGGGUGUGGAUAGAGAAACAGAGAAAGGCAUUUAUGUACGAAGACGUCGACAAAAGAAUCGCUAAAGAGGACAAAGAUGGAGACGGUGAGAUUUCUUGGGAAGAAUACAGAAAGUCGGAAUACGGAGAAUGGGAUAAUUAUGAUCUUCCGAAGGACCACAAUUUACGCCGUCAAAUACGAAAAAAAGAGUACAAAUUCAACAUCGCAGACGCAGACAAAAAUGGCAAAAUGAACAGAGACGAGUACGUGGAUUUUGAGCAUCCGGAAGAGAACAUAAACAUGCAAGAAAUUGCGUUGGAUGAAGUCAUCGAGGAUGUGGAUCAAAAUGAUGACGGCCUCAUCACCGUCGCUGAAUUUCUAGGCCAGUACCACGAGGAAAAAGAACCUCCAGCAUGGGUGGUGCGACAUCGGGCAGAAUUUCACUCAAGGUUCGACAAAAACAAAGACGGUAAAAUGGACCGUGAAGAAGCGAGAGAAUGGGUCUUUCCCGAAAAGAAUGAUUCCCAUGACGAAACACUUCAUCUGAUCGACGGAACAGACGAGAAUGCUGAUGGUUUCCUCUCUGUUGAUGAAAUCUUACUACACUGGAAUCUGUUUGUUGGAAGUCUAGCCACUGAUCAUGGCAACACUUUGAGAAAAGUUAAACAUACGGAACUCUAGUUCGGUGAAAAAAGUUGAGUUUGGGUUACACUACAAAAGAUACCAAACUUAAUAAAUAUAUGCUAGAAUCGAUUCGUCUCAGUAUUCUAUCAAAGCUAUCUUCGUUUUCUAUCAAACUAGCUUAUCUCUUUUAAUCUACAAAUUAAAAUUCUUGUAAUCAGCGAGGGCCUUAAAGUAUGAGAUCGCUAGUAAUCGCUGUACAGCUAAGAUAUUAUCUUUCUAGACUAAUUUUUUGGUUGUUAAAGGAAGCGAUAACAAGCACAGUCAAAGUGGUUGUAAGAUGUUUGGUUAAUUACAUUCUGUUUUGAUAAUGCUGGAGCUUAACAUUUCCCAAUAAAAUGAAUGCUGAUGAUCUGUUUUACAAGGCGGCGAAAGUCAUGUUAGAGUGUUAACGUUUGUCCGAGAAAUAAAUUUCUUUUCUUUCCUGAA